AUGGUCAGCAGCGACGAAGAUGAAGAGGAUAUCUUGUUCCUAUCUCCAAAUGAGGGGGUCUCUCGUAAGGACCAGAUACAUAAAACUGAUUUUCGCCCUGGGAUGCUUGAUUUCUCUACUCUUCCACAGCUAGCGCCUCCAUCAUACGCAACCAAGGCUGCUCAAAGGGCUCUCGGGCAGGAGAUUAUGAAGCUAGAAAAGAUACAAUCCACAAUACCUCUUCAUGAAUUAGGUUGGUAUAUCGACUUUGAAAAGAUCAACAAUAUGUUCCAAUGGAUCGUUGAGCUGCACUCCUUCGACCCCGACCUCCCGUUAGCGCAGGACAUGAAGGCGGCUGGUCUAACUAGCAUCGUCCUUGAGAUCCGCUUUCUCCGCGAAUUCCCCAUGUCUCCGCCAUUUGUUCGCAUAGUUCGCCCCCGUUUUCUUCCGUUCGCUAGCGGUGGAGGUGGUCAUGUCACAGCGGGUGGAGCUAUGUGUAUGGAGCUUCUAACAAACACGGGCUGGUCACCGGCAAACAGCUUGGAAAGCGUUCUUUUACAAGUACGCUUAGCUAUCUGCAAUACAGACCCCAAUCCAGCACGCCUAGACAACAUAAAACAGCGCAGAAUGGAUUACGGUAUCUCCGAAGCGUUGGAGGCAUACACUCGGGCCGCACUUGCACACGGAUGGGAUGUGCCCAAAGACCUGCGAGAAGCAUCUGCUUCUGGAUUUGCUUAA
Daldinia childiae is the source of this 717-nucleotide messenger RNA. RefSeq lists its product as uncharacterized. Bases 1 to 717 code for a protein of 238 amino acids. The record is from RefSeq and is a predicted model, not a curated record. The transcript has a single exon. NCBI's taxonomy places the organism in Eukaryota, Fungi, Ascomycota, Sordariomycetes, Xylariales, Hypoxylaceae.